AUGGCUAUGUUGAUUAGCUUCAUCAUGGAAAUCACCCCCCCACCACCACAGGUCCUGGUCAGUGCUACUGCCACCACCGGGGCCAAGAGAAAGAAUGAAGGGGAUUCUGAAGGAGAUCAGCCUGGAGUGAAAGACCACAAAGAAGAAUCUGCCAGGUUGUCUGCUGAACCUGCUCCUCCAAAGGCAGAACCCAAGCCUAAACGAGGCUCCUGCCAAAAAGAGAGAGAGGUGCCCAAAGGGAAAAGGGGAAGAGUUGAUGCUGGCAAGGGUGGGGAUGGCCCUGCAGAAAAUGGAGACACUAACACAGACCAAGCAGAGACAGCUGCAGGUGCCGCAGACCCCAAGAGAAGUGUGUGCAGUUUUGAUAACGGUGCACUUCUGGUGACCAGACAGUUGGAAAUAGUAUUUUUCUAA
Molecule: messenger RNA, 414 nt
Organism: Lepus europaeus (European hare)
Lineage: Eukaryota; Metazoa; Chordata; Mammalia; Lagomorpha; Leporidae
Product: non-histone chromosomal protein HMG-17-like
Exons: 2
Coding region: 1-414 (137 amino acids)
Biological process (GO): chromatin organization
Cellular component (GO): nucleus; chromatin
Molecular function (GO): nucleosomal DNA binding
Source: RefSeq, a predicted model, not a curated record